Messenger RNA from Pelodiscus sinensis (Chinese soft-shelled turtle), 1511 nucleotides. Lineage: Eukaryota; Metazoa; Chordata; Testudines; Trionychidae. The record is from RefSeq and is a predicted model, not a curated record.
ACCAGCAGUUUGUUUAGAGGGUCAAAGUCAGAGUGGUGGACAUGGUCCUGGGGGUGGCAAGAAGGAUGACAAGGAUAAGAAGAAGAAAUAUGAACCCCCAGUUCCAACUAGAGUGGGGAAAAAGAAGAAGAAAACAAAGGGACCAGAUGCAGCCAGCAAACUCCCACUGGUGACACCUCACACACAGUGCAGACUCAAAUUGUUGAAAUUAGAGCGAAUAAAAGACUACCUCCUUAUGGAGGAAGAAUUUAUCAGAAAUCAGGAACAGAUGAAACCUUUGGAAGAAAAGCAAGAGGAAGAGAGAUCAAAGGUGGACGAUCUGAGAGGAACCCCAAUGUCUGUAGGUACCCUGGAGGAGAUCAUUGAUGACAAUCACGCUAUAGUGUCUACAUCAGUGGGAUCUGAGCACUAUGUCAGUAUUCUGUCUUUUGUGGACAAAGAUCUCCUAGAACCAGGUUGCUCUGUUUUGCUUAAUCAUAAGGUUCAUGCUGUUAUAGGAGUCCUGAUGGAUGACACAGAUCCUUUAGUUACCGUAAUGAAAGUGGAGAAAGCCCCUCAGGAGACUUAUGCUGACAUUGGUGGCCUUGACAACCAGAUUCAAGAAAUUAAGGAAUCUGUGGAACUUCCUCUCACCCAUCCUGAAUAUUACGAAGAGAUGGGUAUAAAGCCACCCAAAGGAGUAAUUCUGUAUGGCCCACCUGGGACAGGUAAAACGUUACUAGCCAAAGCAGUGGCAAACCAGACCUCAGCAACCUUUCUGAGAGUUGUUGGCUCUGAGCUUAUUCAGAAGUACCUAGGUGACGGACCAAAGCUUGUGCGUGAAUUGUUCCGUGUAGCUGAGGAGCAUGCUCCAUCAAUCGUCUUUAUUGAUGAAAUAGACGCCAUUGGUACAAAGAGAUAUGACUCAAAUUCUGGCGGUGAAAGAGAGAUACAGCGUACAAUGCUGGAGUUGCUGAACCAAUUGGAUGGGUUUGACUCCCGUGGGGAUGUGAAAGUUAUCAUGGCCACAAACAGAAUAGAAACAUUGGAUCCAGCCUUAAUCAGACCAGGGCGUAUUGAUAGGAAAAUUGAGUUCCCACUACCAGAUGAAAAGACCAAGAAGCGUAUCUUUCAGAUCCACACAAGCAGGAUGACUUUGGCAGAUGACGUAACGUUAGAUGAGCUCAUUAUGGCUAAAGAUGAUCUGUCUGGUGCAGAUAUUAAGGCAAUUUGUACAGAAGCUGGUUUGAUGGCUUUGCGGGAACGCAGAAUGAAAGUAACGAAUGAAGACUUCAAAAAAUCAAAAGAGAAUGUUCUCUAUAAAAAACAAGAAGGCACCCCAGAGGGGCUUUAUCUUUAAAUUGGGGACUUCUCACUUUCAAAAUGAGAGAUGGCAACAGAAGUUUCACAGGCCUCAGCAGUACAGCAUAAAUGUGUUAUUCCCUUCGAGCAUGAUGAAUGGAGUGUAUUUAGUUACAAGUCUAAAAUACUUAUUUCCAAAUAAAACACGGGUUUCAGAAUGAUUUUUUUAA